Brassica oleracea var. oleracea is the source of this 2132-nucleotide messenger RNA. RefSeq names its product signal recognition particle subunit SRP72-like. The transcript is spliced from 6 exons. Gene Ontology annotation, molecular function: ribosome binding; protein binding; 7S RNA binding. Gene Ontology annotation, cellular component: signal recognition particle, endoplasmic reticulum targeting. The record is from RefSeq and is a predicted model, not a curated record. Gene Ontology annotation, biological process: SRP-dependent cotranslational protein targeting to membrane. Bases 70 to 2052 code for a protein of 660 amino acids. Lineage: Eukaryota; Viridiplantae; Streptophyta; Magnoliopsida; Brassicales; Brassicaceae.
AGGUAAACCCUUCUCUAGCCUCAAUUCUCUCCAUCGUCAUCUCCGAGAAACAAAAAAAAAAAAUCCACCAUGGCUCCUAAAUCGAAAGAGAAACCGAAAACCUCGACAUCGUCACAGCCUCCUCCCGCAAUCGAAGAUCUCUUCACCGCUCUCGAUAGGCACAUCCAGCGAUCUGAAUACGAACAAGCCGUCAAGGUCGCUGAUCAAGUUCUGUCGAUCGCGCCUGCCGAUGAAGAUGCGAUCCGAUGCAAAGUUGUGGCUCUCGUCAAAGACGAUAAGAUCGAUGAUGCUCUCUCCGUCGUUCACUCCUUCCACAAGCUUCCCAUCGAUCUAGGGUUUCAAAAGGCAUAUUGUUUAUACCGUCAAAACAAGCUAGACGAGGCUUUUGAGUGUUUGAGAGGCCGAGAGAGAGAUUCAGAGACUCUGCUUUUGGAGGCUCAGAUUCUGUACCGUCUGGGGAAAACAGAUGCUUGCGUUGAUGUGUAUCGGAAGCUGCAGAACUCCCAGAUUGAGACUGCGGAGGUUAAUUUCGUAGCGAGUUUGGUUUCGGCUGGUAAAGCUUCGCAGGUGAAAGGAGCGUUGGAGUCUUGGAGGAUCAAACCUACUAGUAGCUUUGAGUUGGCUUUUAACACUGCUUGCUCUUUGAUUGAAAACGGUAACUACGCUGAUGCUGAACAGCUUCUGCUGGCUGCAAAAAGAAUUGGUCAGGAAACCCUCACGGAUGAUGGUUUUGCUGAUGAGGAUAUUGAGAAUGAGCUUGCCCCGAUUGCUGUCCAGUUAGCAUAUGUCCAACAGGUCCUUGGACAAACUCAAGAAUCCACCAGCUCUUAUGUAGACAUCAUAAAGCGAAACCUGGCUGAUGAAUCGUCACUUGCUGUUGCUGUGAACAACCUUAUUGCCUUGAAAGGUUCCAAAGAUGUUUCUGAUGGCUUGAGGAAGCUUGAUCGGCUUAAAGAGAAAGACUCCCAAAAUUUUCAGCUUUCUCAAACACUUGAUGCGAAGCUUUCGCAGAAACAUAAGGAAGCCAUAUAUGCCAAUCGAGUCCUUCUGCUCCUCCAUGCAAAUAAGAUUGAUCAGGCACGCGAACUUUGUGCUACACUGCCGGGGCUCUUUCCUGAGAGUGUCAAUCCUGCAUUGCUUCAAGCUGCUGUUUUGGUGAGAGAGAACAAGGCCGCCAAAGCUGAAGAACUUCUGGGACAGUUCGCCGAAAAGUUCCCGGAAAAGUCCAAGUUGGUUCUCUUGGCGAGGGCACAAAUUGCUGCUUCGGCCAGUCAUCCUCAUGUAGCAGCAGAGUCCCUGUCCAAAAUAACUGAUAUCCAGCAUUUCCCUGCAACUGUUGCUACAAUUGUCGCUCUGAAAGAGCGAGCUGGGGACAAUGAUGGUGCUGCUGCUGUUCUUGACUCAGCAAUUAACUGGUGGUCAAAUUCGAUGACAGAGAACAAAAAGCUUGGCAUAUUGAUGCCGCAGGCUGCUUCCUUCAAGCUCAGGCAUGGUCAAGAAGAGGAAGCUUCACGGCUAUACGAGGAGAUUGUGAAAAAACACAAAAGCACAGAUGCUCUCGUUGGUCUUGUGACUACACUUGCUCGUGUCAACGUCGAGAAAGCAGAGACUUACGAGAAACAGCUAAAGCCGUUACCUGGGUUGAAGGCUGUUGAUGUUGAUAACCUAGAGAAGACCUCUGGUGCAAAACCCAUGGAAGGUGCUGCUGCUGCUGCUUCAGCGAUGCAGGAAGAAGUGAAGAAGGAGAAGGCAAAGAAAAAGAGGAAGAGAAAGCCAAAGUAUCCCAAAGGAUUCGAUCCGGCAAACCCGGGUCCACCUCCGGACCCUGAAAGGUGGCUUCCGAGAAGGGAAAGGUCAAGUUACAGACCCAAGAGGAAGGACAAGCGAGCAGCUCAAAUCCGCGGCUCGCAGGGAGCAGUGACCAAGCAAGAGAAACAAGAAACAGCUCCUUCGACUUCGAAGUCAAGCCAAGCGACCACUAAGAGUGCAGCCGCUGAUCCCAAAACCAAGCCUUCUUCCUCUAAGGCUUCCAAAAAGAAGUCUAGGAGAUGAAUGAAACAUCCUUUUUACAGUCUUUUCUAAGAGAACAAAAAUGACUACUCAAAAUGACAACACGAGCUGCACUUCCUUUG